AUGUCCGUUGAGCAAUAUGUAACGAAGUUUGCUGAACUCUCCAGAUAUGCGCCGCUUAUUAUUAGUACUAAGGCACGAAAGGCUAGUAAAUUUGAGAGGUGCCUUCGGCUCUAUAUAGGGAGAAGGAUUAUCGCAACAAACCUCAAGACCUUCACCCCGCUGGUAGACCUGGCCCUAAAGAUGGAGAGAGAUUGUGACGACUUUCGGGUAAGAAGAGAUGGAAGGUUGGGUGUCGCCCCGUCAGGGAGUUUUAAGAAGAAGGCACGACCACCUUCAAAGAGAGAGUUGAAGGGGAGAAACAAUCAAGGUGGUGUCAGGAUCCAGGGGGUUGUUCCAACUGAUGUGAGGGGCAACCAAUACCCAGCCUGCCCUCAUUGUGGUUUGGGAAAUCAUACAGCGACUGAAUGCUUCAGAAAGACUAAGACCUUCUUUCGGUGUGACAAAUUGGGCCACCUAGUGAAAGACUGUCCCUUCAGGAGAUCAGAGGAGCGAUCGAGGGCUCAAUGGAAGGUGUUCGCUCUGACCAAGAAAGAAGCUAGGGCGUCAACCUCUGUGAUUCGAGGUACGCAUUCUAUAUGUGGAAUUGAAGCAAAAGUUUUAAUUGAUCCUAGAUCUUCCAAUUCAUUUGUUGCACUGCACUUUGCAUGUUACUUGGAUGUUAAGCCUGUACAACUUGUUUGGACUUUGGUAGUAUGUACGCCUAUGAGAGAGUCAAUAGAAACUGAUAUAAUGUAUAAACAGUGUGGGGUUGUGAUUGAAGGGCAUUUGUUACCUAUAGAUUUGAUACUCUUAGAUAUUCGAAACUUUGAUAUUAUUUUGGGUAUGGAUUGA
Messenger RNA from Amborella trichopoda, 831 nucleotides. RefSeq lists its product as uncharacterized. Gene Ontology annotation, molecular function: zinc ion binding; nucleic acid binding. The record is from RefSeq and is a predicted model, not a curated record. Lineage: Eukaryota; Viridiplantae; Streptophyta; Magnoliopsida; Amborellales; Amborellaceae.